CCCAGCCCCUGGCCCUCCGUCCUGACCCUCCAGCCCCACUGAAGACAUGGUGCUCCACCACAAAGAGUUUGAGAAGGCUGGCCGCGCGGCCGGCCUGCAGGUGUGGAGGAUCGAGAGCCUGGAGCUGGCCCCCGUGCCCGAGGGCCUCCACGGGAGCUUCUUCACCGGCGACGCCUACCUGGUCCUGCGGACGACGAUGCAGAAGAACCACUCGUUCUACGACCUCCACUACUGGCUCGGGAAGGAGUGCAGCCAGGACGAGAGCACGGCCGCGGCCAUCUUCAGUGUCCAGCUGGACGACUUCCUGGGGGGCCGGCCGGUGCAGUACCGGGAGCUGCAGGGGGUGGAGUCCACCGCGUUCACCAGCCUCUUCAAGGGAGGCAUCACGUACAAAACAGGGGGAGUGUCAACAGGCUUCCACCAUGUGGUCACCAAUGACCUUUCUGCUCAGAGGCUCUUCCACAUCAAGGGCCGGCGUGUCGUCAGGGCGACGGAGGUCCUGCUCAGCUGGUCCAACUUUAAUAAGGGCGACUGCUUCAUCGUGGACCUCGGAGCGGUGAUUUACCAAUGGUGUGGUUCCAUGUGCAACAAGUUUGAGCGACUGAAGGCGAUGCAAGUAGCCAACGGUAUCCGUGACAACGAGAGAAAUGGGAGGGCCAAGCUUGUGGUUGUGGAAGAGGGAAGUGAGCCAUCGAGUUUGACCGAGGUUCUGGGGAGAAAGCCAGAAUUACCGGAGGACGAUGACAGCGAGGAUACAGUCGCCGACAUGGCCAAUAGAAAGAUCGCAAAACUAUACAUGGUGUCUGAUGCCACGGGGGACAUGAAGGUGUCCCUUGUGUCAGAGGAAAACCCAUUCAACCAGGAGCAACUGCUGUCGGAUGAAUGCUUCAUCCUCGACAAUGGCAAGAACAAGAAGAUCUUUGUGUGGAAAGGACAUAAGGCCAACCCCAGUGAGAGGAGAGAGGCUAUGAAAACAGCUGAGGGCUUCAUCAAACAGAUGGGCUACGACCCAAACACACAGAUCCAGGUUCUCCCGGAGGCUGGGGAAACAGCCAUCUUCAGGCAGUUCUUCUCGGGCUGGAGGGAGAAGGACCAGAGCGAGGGCUUCGGGAAGGUCUACGUCACCAACAGAAUCGCCAAGAUCCAGCAGACCCAGUUCGACGCCUCGAAGCUCCACAGCUCCGCCCAAAUGGCGGCCCAGUACAACAUGGUGGACGACGGGAGUGGGGAAACCCAGAUCUGGAGGGUGGAGAGCAGCGGACGAGUUCCGGUGGACGCUGACACCUACGGUCAGUUCUACGGCGGAGACUGUUACAUCAUCCUGUACACAUACAGGAAGGGCCAGAUCAUCUACACCUGGCAGGGAGCCAGCUGCACCCUGGACGAGCUGACAGCCUCCGCCUUCCUCACGGUGGAGCUGGACCGGUCCCUGGGAGGGAACGCCGUCCAGGUCAGGGUCUCCCAGGGCAAGGAGCCCCCCCACCUCCUGAGUCUCUUUAAGACCACGCCCCUGAUAGUCUUUAAGAAUGGUACGUCCCGCCUGGGGGGUCAGGCCGCCCCACCUGCAACCCGCCUCUUCCAGGUGCGGAAGAAUCUGAGCACCAUUACAAGAAUCGCAGAGGUGGAGGCCAGGGCGUCCAGCCUGAACGCCAACGACGCCUUCCUGCUCAGGACACCCGGGGGCCGGGGGUUCCUGUGGGUGGGCCGAGGGGCCAGCGGGGAAGAGGAGAAGGGGGCCCAGUACAUCAGCGAGAAGCUGGUGUGUAACAGCAAGCGCAUAGCAGAGGGGGAGGAGCCAGCGGACUUCUGGGAUGCGUUGGGCGGGAAGUCAGAUUAUCAGACCUCGGACAACCUGCAGAGUCAGAGCAUGAGUCAUCCCGUCCGUCUGUUCGGCUGCUCCAACAAGACCGGCACGUUUAUGGUGGAGGAGGUCCCGGGGGAGUUCACCCAGGAGGACCUGGCCGAGGACGACGUGAUGCUGCUGGACGUGUGGGACCAGGUACGGGACGUCCGGCCCCAGGACCCGGAGAACACACACCAUGAGCACAGCGUCACAUUCAGUCCCCUCAUAUCUCACAGGUCCAAUGUGUACUCCUCACAGGUGUUCCUUUGGUUUGGAAAGGACGCCAACGAUCUGGAAAGAACAGAGUCUGUCAGAUCGGCUCAACAGUACAUAGAGACCGACCCAGGGGGCCGGGACCCCCGGACCCCCGUGGUGACGGUAAAGCAGGGCCACGAGCCCGCCACCUUCACGGGCUGGUUCCUGGCCUGGGACCCCUCCUACACCGCCUUCAGCUCCCUGAAGCUGUAGCAGAGCAAGCCGUCUGGGCGGCGGGAGCGAGGACAAAGGAGCCAUGCGAGGGCUCCAUCUGAUCUGCACUGCAAGGGGAAUGACAAAUUGGUGCUGCGUAUGUUUUAAACUCAUGUUAUAAUUAUGUCAUCAACAUUGUUUUUAUAUCUAUAUAUGUUAAGGUAAAAGCCAAAGCAAACAGUAUUGCCUUUCAGUGUGUGUGUGUGGGGGGGGUGCGCGUGUCUGUGUGUGUGUCUGCGUGCUUGUGUGCACGCGAUGAAUAUAAUAUAUAAUAAUAUAUAUAUGAUAUCUCUAUAAUAAUAUAUAUAUAUAAUUCAUCGCUAAGUUGUCGUUGCAGGGCAGUCACCACAGGGUGGCGCCCGAGCAGCAUGGUACUCCGCGAUUUUUUUUGCUGAAACUGUACUUUCUUCACAGUUUAUUUGCAUGCUUACCGCUUCUUGUGACUUACUGUUUAUUGAGUUGAAAUUGCCAGCAUGUUUGCAACAAUGUAAUGCUAGUAUUGGUAUCCGGUGCUUCACUUGGAAUAAACUGUUGAGGCAGACUUGUCUUUGUUGUAAGU
Messenger RNA from Gadus chalcogrammus (walleye pollock), 2870 nucleotides. Its product is annotated as scinderin-like. Gene Ontology annotation, molecular function: phosphatidylinositol-4,5-bisphosphate binding; actin filament binding. Lineage: Eukaryota; Metazoa; Chordata; Actinopteri; Gadiformes; Gadidae. Gene Ontology annotation, cellular component: cytoplasm; actin cytoskeleton. The transcript is spliced from 15 exons. Bases 47 to 2311 code for a protein of 754 amino acids. The record is from RefSeq and is a predicted model, not a curated record. Gene Ontology annotation, biological process: actin polymerization or depolymerization; actin filament severing; barbed-end actin filament capping.